UAACCAUUGUUGCAAGUUAAAUGAAGUGGAGCAGAAAAUAAUAGCGCUUUUUGUAUAUAGUCAUUAAACAUAAUGGCGUCUUUAAAAGCAUCAAUUGCAAUUAUGAAUUUUAUAAGACGUAGAAAUAGAGAAGGACUAAGAAAAUUUCUUAGCCCAUCGGCAAAAUAGUACGCUUAUCUUUGCUCUAUGUUUAGCGAACGAAUUUAAAUCUUCUACGAUUUAUAUUUUGGCCUUAAUUAGAUUUGUAAGGUGGGUUAACGGCAAUAUAGAACGUUAAGUAUUGACCCUGAUAUUUUACGCAUACAUUAUCAGCGGGUCGUGGCCGAUCCAAACAAAUACAAAUUUAGUUUCACCGUAAUCACCUGAUAGACACUCGGACAGAGUGAUCAUAAAAAUACGGGAGUUAUAACGUUGGCAAAACCGAUUGACAGGGAAGACUUAUGUGAAAGUGCGGAGCAAUGCAUCAUUGAAGUUCAGGCCGUUAUGCUUCCAAACCGUUUCUUCACUAUGCUCAAUAUGGACAUUAUUAUUGAAGACGUCAAUGAUAAUCCUCCGAUUUUUAAUAAGAAAUUUGAAACAAGUGUACGAGAAGAUGACGUCAUAGUUGGUGAUAUCAUCAACCUUGAUCAAUUUAAAGCCACAGACCCUGACAUUGGUUCGAACGGACAGAUUUCAUACAAAUUACAAGAAAAUUCAUACUUUGCUGUAGAAACAUAUGAAGACAAUCUUGGCAUCUCACAUCUACAAUUCAAAGUCUUAAAAGUACCAGAUCACGAAGAAAUUCAGAAAAUAGAACUAAAACUCACAGCCAGAGACGGAGGCAGUGAUCCUCUUUCUAAUCAUGUGACAGCUGUUAUCAACAUAGAAGAUGCAAAUGAUCAGGAUCCGGUAUUCGACCAACAGGAAUACAGUGCUCAUUUACGAGAAAAUGAUGGAGAAUCAUUGUUAGUAACAACCGUUCAUGCCGAAGACGCUGAUUCUGGCGACUACGGGUCUGUCAGAUAUUUCAUACCUAAGACGUCGUCUGCUGGCAAGUCUGCUACUCUUGCAUCCAAAUUGCUUUCUGUGAACAAAUUAAAUGGAGAAGUUAGAUUGAAAAGAAAGGUUGAUCGCGAGAUUCAUGAUGGACUUCGAGUACUGAUCGAAGCGCGCGACAGUGAUCCUGAAAAACCAAGAGUUGGAAAAACAUGGCUCAUAAUAAACGUCGAGGAUGUAAACGACAAUGCUCCUAUCAUUAAAGUUAAUUUUAUCGUGGAUUCUGUCAACUUUACAGGCUACAUUCCCGAAUCUGACAGCGUACAAACUUACGUAGCGUACGUCAGCGCAACUGACGUCGACAAUGGACUGAACGGCCAGGUUACUUCGACUAUCCAGACAUACGGAAAACAUAAAUCAAUGAAAGAUCUUGUAGAGUUACAUGAUGAGUUCAAUCUUGCAACCGACGGACUUCUCACGACUGGCCGACAAUUAGAUAGAGAGACAUUUCAAUAUUAUAUAAUCAAGUUGAAGUCAUGCGACGGAGGCACUCCAGCAAAGUGUGCUGUCAAAAACAUCACUAUCGUCGUGCUAGACAUAAACGACAACUCUCCGAUUUUUGACUCUCCUGCAAAAGCUGUCAUGAUUGCAGAAGACAAUAAAAUUGGGUCCUUUGUUAUCAACGUACAAGCUUUGGAUCAGGACGCUGCAUAUCCUCCGUCUUUAUGGAAAAAUAAGGAAGGUGAAAUCGAGCCAUCCAGAAACGGAAUUAUUCGAUACGAAAUCAUCCAUGGUAACACUGAUUAUUUUGGAAUCAAUGAAGUAUCUGGAGACAUCAGAUUGAAAAAACCACUUGAUCAUGAAAAGCAAAAAGAAUGGAGGUUGAUGGUAGAAGCGCGAGAUGAAGGCUGGGAAUCGUCAUCGAGAGCGAAUUGUUCAAUUGUGAUAAGAGUUGCAGAUGUCAAUGAUAAUCGACCAGUGUUUAUCAAUCCUGAUGGUGACAAUGCAGAAGUUUAUUCGACUAUUUUAUAUGAUCAACUUAUAAUGAAAGUAGAGGCAAUAGAUUCGGAUUAUGGGUCCAACUCCAAAAUCAAUUACAAAAUAAUAAAAGAAGACGAAAAAGUCAUCAAGCCGAAUGCUACUGAUCCUACCAUAUUCAUUAUGAACCCGAUAAAUGGUGAAUUGAGAUUGAACUUCAGCAACGAAAAUUUGACAGAUAUCUUAGGAUGGCAUACUGUGGAUAUUGAGGCAAGCGAUUCCGGCACACCACCUCUCUCUGCAAAUAUAUUAAUUCAUGUGAAAGUUACUGACGAAAAUCUACCCGAUCCCUCUGUUCGAUACGCAGGAUUUGACAAGAAAUAUAUUCUACUAGCUGUCGUUCUUGGAGCAGCAUCUUGUGUUCUUAUUAUUGUCAUUGUUUGUAUAUUCUUAUGCAGAAAACGAAAGGCAAAAAAGGACCACACAUACAACAUCAAAACUGCUGAGAGUAAAAAAAGAGCGUGGAUUACAGCGCCUGUUAAUUUAAACAAUACUCCAAGGCCAGAGCAUUCCAGUUAUUUCAAACCGAGAAGUCUAAAUAACCCAUCUUCCACCUCGUCUCCAAAUAGACUUGAUGACGUAACAGGCAGAGAUGACGUCAUUGUAUCCCAAUCGUCAAUUCUUCAAGCGCAAAGUCAACUCAAGACUUUUAAAGCAGAUUCAAAGUCUGCACCGACUACCGUAAUAUUUUCGUCCGUACGAGCUGCCGAUAGAGACAGUGGACGUGGUGAUAGUGAUUCUGAAACUGGGAAUCUUGGAAUAACGGACGAACAAGCAACUCAAGAACAGAUCUUCCCUGUUACGCAACGACAAAAUAGUCAACAAGACAAUGAAAGUACACGAACAAGUGAAUUGGGUCCGCAAUGUGAUGAAAACUGUAGAAAAUAUGGACAUAGCGACAACUGCUGGAUGCCAUCACCAACAUCAGAUUCCUACUACCCUUCGAAAUUACGUUUUGUAAUGACCGCAUCAACCCCACAACUCGAUCACCCUUCAUAUUUUGACAACGACGGAAUCGAUCGACGAAAAACUGAAUACCCAACUUUGCAACACUUUCCUAAAAGUACUGGAUAUUAUCAAGAUCAACCCGAUUAUUACAGGACAAUGUCACCUUCUUUCAGACAGACGCCAGAACAAUACUACCAGCACGGUUAUGAAAGCGAAUUACAGCCUAUUGAAGAAAUGACGCCUUUGAAUCCACCGGUAGCCUAUCCUAACCACGUAAACUAUGAUCCAGAUGAUGUUAGCGCGCAGACUCAUCUCACGCUAUCAACGUCACCCAGGCACCAAGAUGAAGCCACAGACAAUUUUGCUCGCGCGUCUUCACGUUCUAGUUUAGCAUCCUCAAGAGAUUAUUCCCACCAUCAGCAUUUUGCGCCACAAAACCAACCGAGAUGGGACUCCAGGCAUUACAAUCCUCCGCGCGUACAACGAACCCCAAUUCACAGCAGUCAACCAGACUUUCAAAACCAAAAUUUCCGCCCCGCAACGUCACCUAUUCCGCGAAUGACGUACCCAAGAUUGUCGUCAAGUUCUUCAGAAAAUUCAUCUAAACUAAGUAUCUCGACCUCACUGAAGGUUCCAUCUGCGCACAGAAUACAAACGAGUUACCCCACGUCCUAUAGUUAUUACCCCAUUCAGGAUGUUAAUCAGGGGGGCACUGUGUCUAUCCAAGAAGCACAAGACAUUGUCAGCGAUAUUGAUAAUUUACUUUUAAAUCAAUAAUUGUAUUUAUUUCAUAAUUGAAAAGUAUAUUUACAGUAAAUGUUUUCAAAGCAAUUGUUAAGUUCAACAUAAAGCCUCUUUACACAAAUCCAUACCCGUCAUUAUAAAACCGUCUGACUGUUGCGACACUAAUAUAUAUUUAUUUACCUUGACGACGACUGUUUGCAUCGAAAUACUGAAAUAUUAACUCGUUUGGUUAUUAUAUAGUAUUCUGAAACAUAUAAAGUCGCUGGGUAUCUAAUUUUUCUUUUUGACGUUUCAUUGCCGAACUCCAAAGUUUAAACAAAUCCAUGUAUUUUCAGUACAGUCUUAACAUUUAUUGUGCAUUGCCAUUCAGUUGUUUUCAUGAUAAUACGAUUUUAUUUUUUAUUUUUAAGAAAUUGCCAUACUUUUUGUUAUUUUUGCAUCGUCUUGAUUUUUUUGCUGGACUUUGUUACAAUUUCAAUUUAUUACAAUAUAAAUACAUUCCAUUCAAUGAUAUAUAUUCAAAACAGGGCCACCAGUUAUUUGUGCACUUCUGAAAAAGCCUAUUCGCUCGAUUAAGCCUUGGCUGAUACUAAUAAUAUUUAAGGGUAUAAUUAUCGGGUAAGCCGAUAAGACGCCUUAAUCAUAUGAAGAACCACGGUCUUUCGUCCGGAUAGAGGUCUAUGUUGGGUGUGGACUAGAUGAGCCACCUGCGACGGCGAGGAGUCAAGCAAUCCUCUCGCACAUGAUUAUCCCAGCAAGGGUCCGCCGAAUCGAGGUACCGUGGCAAGCGCAUUUUCAACGAUAAGCGCGAUGCACCACAUCGUCAAGCGGCCAGUGUUCUUCAACCUUUUUUACCGUGGUAUACCUUUUAAAAUUUUUCAAGAACUUUGUAUACCAUACAAAUAUCAAUGUUUAUUCAAGACUCAAAUAAACAUUAAU
This is a messenger RNA of Styela clava, 4644 nucleotides long. Lineage: Eukaryota; Metazoa; Chordata; Ascidiacea; Stolidobranchia; Styelidae. The record is from RefSeq and is a predicted model, not a curated record.